ACCUAGAUCCCCAAUGAUCUGACCGCCCUUUACGCGUUACGUCCAAUCAAGCAUUUAUUGUUCCUUGUUUAUUAAGAGGUCUCUAAGCAGUGCUUUGUAUUCAGUCAGUGUGUGUUUCCUACAGAUGGAUCCAGUAAUGGGAACCCACCAGAGAGAUGUCCCCGUCCUCUGUAUUCCGGGGACUCCACACAGGAAGAUCAGGAGAUCCCUCGGGAUGAUCAGGCUGAGGACCUAAUCAAUAUUCAUGGUGCUUAUUUGCAAAACACGACUUGUAAUGAAGCUGAUCAUCCAUGUAAGGAGGAAGAAAGUCCUCCAGACCUCAGGACUGGUGGAAAGAGCUGCAGAAUGACCUCAUGUGGACCUCUUUUGGUGGAGUUCAAAACCGAAGAUAACCCAAUGGGACAUUCUCCGGAUUUAAACAUCAUUGCCUCAAGUCUUCCUCCAGAUCCCACUGCCAGAAGUCAGUGUCCAGACCCCUUUACACCACAUCUCCAUCCAGAUCCCACUACCAGAAGUCAGUGUCCAGACCCCUUUACACCACAUCUCCAUCCAGAUCCCACUACUAGAAGUCAACGUCUACAUCCCAAUAAACCACAUUUUUAUCCAGAUCCCCCUACCGGAAGUCUAGGUCCAGACCAUAGAACAACGAAUCUCAAUCCCGAUCGCACUACAAGUCAACGUCCAGAUCCCAAUACACCACAUUUUCAUCCAGAUCACCCUACUAGAAGUCCAGGUCCAGACCAUAGAAGAACACAUCUCCAUCCAGACCCCACUACUAAAAGUCAACGUCCAGGCCCCAAUACACCACAUCUUCAUCCAGAUCCCCCCACUAGAAGUCUAGGUCUAGACCAUAGAAGAACACAUCUCCAUCCAGAUCCCACUACAAAAACUCAACGUCUACAUCCCAAUAAACCACAUUUUUAUCCAGAUCCCCCUACCGGAAGUCUAGGUCCAGACCAUAGAACAAUGAAUCUCAAUCCAGAUCGCACUACAAGUCAACGUCCAGAUCCUAAUACACCACAUUUUCAUCCAGAUCACCCUACUAGAAGUCCAGGUCUAGACCAUAGAAGAACACAUCUCCAUCCAGAUCCCACUACUAGUGGUCAACGUCCACACCCCAAUAAACCACAUUUUUAUCCAGAUCCCGAGACCAGAAGUCUAGAUCCAGACCAUAGAACAACGCAUUUCCAUCCAGAUCCCACUACAAGUCAACGUCCAGAUCCCAAUACACCACAUCUCCAUCCAGAUCCCCCUACCAGAAGUCAGUGGCCAGAUCCCAUUACAUCCCAUCUCCACCCAGAUCCUACUAACAGAAGCCUACAUCUAGACUCCAUAACACCACAUCUCCAUCCAGAUCUCACUACCAGAAGUCUAGGUCUAGACCCCAUUACCCCACAUCUCCUUCCAGAUCUCACCACCAAAAAUGUAUGCCCUGACCCCAUUACCCCCCAUGCCCAUUUGGAUUACAUUACUCAAAACUUUCAUCCAGAUCCCACAAGGAGAGGUCUUUGUCCAGACCCUAAUACACUUCAUAUCCGUCCAUACCUUACUACGAAAUAUCUUCAUCCGGGACUUCCACUGGUUGAACAAUCUGGGCAUGACUGGAGCUUGUCCCAACCUGUUACCAAGCCUGUGUUCAAUAACAUGUUUCCUUGCCCCGAAUGUGGCAAAUGCUUCACCCAGGAGGCUGUCCUCAUAAAACAUCGGAGGAAACACGUUGGUAACAUGCCUCACGUCUGUUCAGAGUGUGGCAAGUCAUUUAAGCGCAAGUCACAACUGGAAAACCACCAGAGAUUUCACACAGGUGAAAAGCCUUUUACCUGUGAGGAUUGUGGCAAGAGCUUUCCACUGAAGACCUCCCUGGUCAAACACCGCCGUAUUCAUUCUGGUGAGAAGCCGUUUUCCUGUGCAGAUUGUGGGAAGAGCUUCGCUUACAACUCCCUCCUGUUGGAACACCGGAAGGUCCACACGGGCAGUAAGCCAUUUUUGUGCCCCGACUGUGGCAAGUGCUUCCCGCGCAACUCACAGCUGGAUAAGCACCGCAGGACUCACACGGGUGAAAGGCCUUUCCCAUGCAAAGAGUGCGGAAAGUAUUUUGCUCAUCAGUCCAUCCUCCGAGAGCACUUGAAGGUCCACACGGGUGCCCGGCCUUACUUGUGUACAGAGUGUGGGAGGUCCUUCUCGCGCAAGACCGAGCUGGUAAGGCAUCAGCGAAUUCACACGGGUGAGAAACCCUAUGCCUGUUCGCAGUGUGGCAGGUGUUUUCGCCAGAGGGGGAUCCUGGUGACCCACCUUAAGGCCCACUCUGGGGAGAAACCUUAUUCGUGUUCUGAGUGUGGCAAGUGCUUCAAAAACAAGUCCAACCUUCUGACACACCAAAUAACUCAUAUAGUGCACACUGAAGCAGACAAUCAGCCUUAUGGGCUUGGCCUGUCAAACCACUAGGAUUAACAUGAAGCAGCAGGGGGGUACAGAUGCUUUAGAUGGCAGUCUGUCUCUGCUUGCAGGCAACAUUCUCCUGCAUCUCUUUUAGUCACUGGACUAUAUUAUAGCAUAACCUAUGACAUUACAGACAAUGCAAAGAUUCUUGGGCCUUUGACACUGGAUGAGGCUUGGAUCUUACUUCAGAUUCCAUUGCAAACAGGGCCAGAUCUAGCCUAUCUGAUCUGGGGGUGCAGUAAAAAAGUCAGGGGUCAUAAUGUCAAUAGUGUAUGAGUCAUUGAUAGUCUAUCACACAGUGUCACAACCUGGGAAACACUUAAACAGAACCUGUGCCCCCUCAUAUCGGAUGUUCCUAUCACAGUCCCCCUUUACAUCAUGACUACUCAUCAUAGUGCCCCCUUAGUGCAUCCCCAUCAGGAGUGCCGCCUUACAUUGGGCGUCCCCAUUAAGAGUGCCCCUUACAUCGGGUGUCCCCAUCAAAAAUGCCCCUUACAUCCGGUGUCCCCAUCAAAGAGAGCCAACACAAUGAUAAGAGCCACUUGAGAAGUCCAGGAAAUAGAUUUUUGGUGGACCUAUUUUUUUUUAAAGUUUGGGGUGUGUUCUGGAGAUAAAAGAACUGUUAAUAACAUAUAAUGGUUAUGGUAGAGCCAACAUGAUGGAUGGAAGAGCCAACACGAUCUUAAGGGCCACUUGAGAAGUCCAGGAAAUAGAUUUUUGGUGGACCUUCCUUUCUAAGGUUGGGUUGAUUCUGGAGAUGUAGAACUGUCAGUAACAUAUGAUGAUUAUGAAAGAGCCAACACGAUGUUAAGGGCCACUUGAGAAGUUCAUGAAAUAGAUUUUUGGUGGACCUUCCUUUCUAAGGUUGGGUUUGAUUCUGGAGAUGUAGAACUGUCAGUAACAUAUGAUGAUUAUGGAAGAGCCAACAUGAUGUUAAGAACCACUUGAGAAGUCCAGGAAAUAGAUUUUUUGGUGGACCUAUUUUUUUAAGUUUGGGGUGUGUUCUGGGGAUUAAAUAACUGUUAUUAACAUAUGAUGGUUAUGGCAGAGCCAACCUGAUAGAUGGAAGAGCCAACACAUUGUUAAAGGCCACUUGAGAAGUCCAGGAAAUUUAUUUUUUUGUAGACUUUUAAAGCUUGAGGUGUGUUCUGGAGAUGAAGAAAUAUCAGUGAUAUAUGAUGGUUUGAGGAAAAGCCAACGUGAUGUUAAGGGCCACCAAAGAAGUCCAUGAAAUAGAUUUUUGGUGGACUCAUCUUUUAAAGGUCGAAGUGGGUGCCGGAGAUGAAGAACUGACAGUAACAUAUGAUGGUUAUUGAAGAACCAACGUGGUGGAUGGAAGAGCCGACAUGAUGUUGAGGGCUACUAAAGAAGUCCAUGAAAUAGAUUUUUGGUGGACUUACCUUUCAAAGGUUGGGGUGGGUUCGGGAGAUGAAGAACUGUCAGUAACAUAUGAUGGAAGUGCCAGCACAAUUUUUGGUGGACUUAUCUUUUAAAGGUCGAAGUGGGUGCUGGAGAUGAAGAACUGACAGUAACAUAUGAUGGUUUUUGAAGAACCAACGUGGUGGAUGGAAGAGCCGACAUGAUGUUAAGGGCUACUAAAGAAGUCCAUGAAAUAGAUUUUUGGUGGACUUUCCUUUCAACGGUUGGGGUGGGCUCCGGAGAAGAAGAACUGUCACUAACUUACGAUGAUUUGAGGAAGAGCCAACAUGAUGUUAAGGGCCACUAUAGAUUUUUUGGUGAAAUUUCUUUGAAAUUCUAAUAUUUAUAACAAAAUGCAUUUUCCAUUGAAUACUGGAUGGAUGUAUAGUUUAUCUGGGAGAGAAAACUGGACCAGGCUUUUUAAUCAUUCGUGUUUUCAUCUUUUUUUAUCUAGAACAUUUACAGACUGUGGCUUAAGUUUUUUUAUUCAACAUUUUGUUGCCUGGGGUGGCAUAGCUGCUGAUGGUUGGGCCACCGUGAAUGUUUUGUCCCACCUCUGCCACCUUCCUCAGCACUUUUAUCUUAGAUUAUGAAGAUGUGGAGAGCUUCCAGUGAUGCCUUCCAGAGCAAAGCUGCGCAAGUAAGCUGCUUUAGACCUUUUCAGAUACUCCUAAUGAGGCACACGUGACCAAAUGCCCGGGACACGUUUUGGAAUUACGUAAUGGCCCCCUUGAAAUUGAGGUGUUCCUAAGCCAGUGGUUGUUAGUUUCAAAAAUCAUUUAAAAAAAAAAGUUGCAUAAUAUGGAGUAUUUUGAGAGGGGAAUAUGGUACAUCACGCAAAACUUGGAAAUUAUAAAAAUCUGUGUUUCUAUGAACAAUAAAACAGUGUUUUAUAUAAUG
Molecule: messenger RNA, 4758 nt
Organism: Rana temporaria (common frog)
Lineage: Eukaryota; Metazoa; Chordata; Amphibia; Anura; Ranidae
Product: zinc finger protein 689-like
Exons: 3
Coding region: 346-2445 (699 amino acids)
Biological process (GO): negative regulation of transcription by RNA polymerase II; regulation of immune system process; regulation of cytokine production
Source: RefSeq, a predicted model, not a curated record